GGAGGAGGCGCCGCCGCCGCUGCUGCUUCUGCGGAGCCGGGACCGCCGGCCUGAGGCAGCCAUGGCCGCCGCCGCCCCGUCCUCCUCGUCGUCGUCGUCGUCUGUGCCGGUGCUGCCGGGCCAGGUGCUGGGCCUGCCGGGCGGGGACGGAGAGGAAAACACGCGGAUUGUGAGGUUAAAGGUUGUUGCUGGAAUUGGCCUCGCCAAGAAGGAUCUCCUAGGAGCCAGCGAUCCCUACGUGAAAGUGACGGUGUAUGCAUCGGGGGACAAAGUCCUUACCAGUGUUCAGACCAAAACUGUUAAAAAGACCUUGAAUCCAAAGUGGAACGAAGAGUUUUUCUUCCGAGUCAUUCCUCAGAAGCACAGGAUCGUCUUCGAAGUCUUUGACGAAAACCGUUUGACAAGAGACGACUUUCUCGGCCAGGUCGACGUCCCUCUCUCUCAGCUGCCGACGGAGAAUCCCACGACCGAGAGGCCCUACACGUUUAAGGACUUUCUCCUUCAUCCCAGGAGCCAUAAAUCCAGAGUGAAAGGACAUCUCAGGCUGAAAAUGACUUACCUCCCUAAAAACAAUGGGGCUGAAGAAGAAGGCCCAGCACAGGCAGAAGAUUUGGAGCCUGGUGGCUGGAUUGUCUUGGACCAGCCGGAGGCUCCCGGCCAGUUGCAGGACCCGGAGGCUUCUCUGCCCCCCGGCUGGGAAGAGCGGCAGGACGUCCUGGGCAGGACCUACUACGUCAACCACGCCUCGAGGAGGACCCAGUGGGACCGCCCCACGGCCGAGGAUACGGGUCCUGAGGCAGGCGGCGCCAGCGUCCAUCUCGAGGUGCUGCGGGCUUUUGCUCAUCGCCAUCAGAUCAGCGAGGAGGCCGAGGGCCUGGACAGCCGGGAGUCCCCUGAGAGCUGGGAGAUCAUAACGGAAGACGAGGCGACUGCCUACAGCCACCAGGCCCCUCAGGCGACGGGGCCGCAGGGUCGCUUGGAGGGGGCGACCGGCCUUGCCGAAGAGCUGGACGGUCGGCUGACCACCCCUGCGAGUUCAGGGCCUGUCCUCGCCGCGAGUGACCCAGACGGAGGAGGCAGCGCCCUGCAGACGUUCCAAGCCGAGGAACAGCCGGCGCUCCCCGUGUUGCUGCCCACGUCGGCCGGGCUGCCUCCUGGCUGGGAAGUGAGGAAGGACGAGAAAGGGAGGCUUUACUACAUCGACCACAAUUCCCAGACGACCACCUGGAAGAAACCCCUCGGACAGGCAGGAGCGGAGGUGGCCCCCACGGAGGUGGCCUCGGGCUCUCCCGCCCGGCCACCGCUGGCCUCCGAAGACUCCUCGCGGCGGCCUUUGAGUCCGAAGGUGGCGGAAGCAGAUCAGGGAUUUCUCCCCAAGGGCUGGGAGAUCCGUCACGCCCCGAACGGGAGGCCCUUCUUCAUCGAUCACAACACCAAAACGACCACGUGGGAUGACCCCAGACUGAAAAUUCCUGCUUCCGUGAGGAGAAAGACUUCUGUAGACCCUGUCGAUCUCGGCCCGUUGCCCCCUGGCUGGGAGGAGAGGAUGCACACGGACGGACGAACCUUCUAUAUAAACCACAACACGAAGAAGACUCAGUGGGAGGACCCUCGCUUGCAGACCCUCGCCAUCACUGGACCUGCUGUGCCUUAUUCCAGAGACUAUAAAAGAAAGUAUGAAUUCUUCAGGAAGAAGUUAAAAAAGCAAAGUGACAUUCCAAAUAAGUUUGAAAUGAAACUGCACCGUGCCACCAUCUUUGAGGACUCCUACCGGAGAAUCAUUGCCAUCAAGAAACCAGAGUAUCUCAAGGCCAGACUAUGGAUUGAAUUUGAAGGGGAAAAGGGGUUGGACUACGGAGGCGUCGCCCGCGAGUGGUUCUUCUUCCUCUCCAAGGAAAUGUUUAAUCCUUACUACGGACUGUUCGAAUAUUCCGCCACGGACAACUACACCCUGCAGAUCAACCCAAACUCCGGCAUGUGCAACGAGGACCACCUCUCGUACUUCAAGUUCAUCGGCCGUGUGGCCGGCAUGGCCGUCUAUCACGGGAAGCUCUUGGAUGGUUUCUUUAUUCGUCCUUUUUACAAAAUGAUGCUCCAGAAGCCGAUUACGCUCCACGAUAUGGAAUCAGUGGACAGUGAGUAUUACAGCUCCCUGAAAUGGAUCCUGGAAAAUGACCCCACGGAGCUGGACCUCCGGUUCACGGUGGAUGAGGAACUUUUUGGGCAGACUCACCAGCAUGAGCUGAAGAGUGGCGGAUCGGAGGUGGUGGUCACCAACAGGAACAAGCAAGAGUACAUCUACCUGGUAAUACAGUGGCGAUUUGUAAACAGGAUACGAAAACAGAUGGCCGCCUUUAAAGAGGGUUUUUUUGAGCUGAUACCACAAGAUCUCAUCAAAAUCUUUGACGAAAAUGAACUAGAGGUAAGGGGCACACUACCCGGCCUUGGAGAUGUUGACGUGAACGACUGGAGGGAACACACAAAGUAUAAGAAUGGCUACAGUGCUAAUCAUAUCGUUAUCCAGUGGUUUUGGAAGGCCGUGCUCACGAUGGACUCUGAAAAACGCAUCCGGCUCCUCCAGUUUGUGACCGGCACGUCCCGGGUUCCUAUGAAUGGAUUUGCUGAAUUAUAUGGUUCCAAUGGGCCGCAGUUGUUCACGAUCGAGCAGUGGGGGACCCCCGAGAAGCUGCCCAGAGCUCACACUUGUUUCAACCGCCUGGAUUUGCCUUCCUAUGAAUCCUUUGAAGACUUGUGGGAGAAACUGCACAUAGCAAUUGAAAACACUCAGGGUUUUGAUGGCGUAGACUGAACCCUGUGAGGGAGAGAGCGAGAGAGCGUGGGGCCGGGCUUCUUUUCUGCGCUGCAAAUGGAAUGUUUACAAAGAAAACACAUUUAUUCCAGGGAAAUCUAUUGCUGUGCUGAUUUGGCAAUUGACUCUUUAGGGUAUCAUAUUUUUUUAAAAGCAAAGUAUUAAUUGCACCCAUGCUUGAUUGCAUUUUUCAUUUCAAACUCUGGCCUGUUGCAUUUAGCAGGUGCAAAAUGAACUUUGAGGAGGCCAAUGGCCACCCUUGCCUUACCUUACCUUACCUCUCAGAAUGUCUGCCUUCCUGGCGCUCUGAAACUACUGAAAACAGAAACUGUGAACAAGCGGGCUUGAUCUGUCCCUCUGUCUGUCCGUCCAUCCGUCUGCCUGUGUGUGCGUCCUUCCUUCCAAAACGGCAAAAGAGCGCCCGACUCCUGACCUCGGGCUGUGAGGCUUUUCUUCCCGCUUUCCCAAGCACCUUACUUAUAGAUAUUUCAGUAAAAACCUCACGAGGCUUUCAUUGGGAGUUUCCAGCCCCUUCGGUGGGGGCCUCGGCGCAAGGGGGUCGCAAGCUGCUGGCCGUGCUGAACCCCGGCCGUCCCUUUCAGGUCACUCUCAGCAGAACAGAGAGCCAGCCGCUCAAGAGGGCUUCCCAGUGGCUCGUACUUCGUGAUUUUUUAAAAAAUUAAAAUAAAAUAUUGACACUUAUAUUUCUAAUUUUUUUAACUUUUGAGGUUAAAAGUAGCAUGAACUUGAGAUUAUUUUAAAACUUGUUUGAAUUUGUAUACUAGUGUAUUUUGGAUAGAUCCUAUUUUGGUAAAUUGUCUCACGGACAAUAUUUUCAGCUUUGUGUCCUCAAAAUCAAAACCGUCUUUUUGUUUUGUUUUGUUUAAUGCCACAGUGUUACAUUGUAGCAAAAGGCCUUUUCAUAUCCAUUCUUGCAGUAUUGCACCACAAAAAUAUGGGCAUGUUUACGUGGUUUUAUGGGCCAAAUUCUGCAAUCCAAUGUGUGCAAAUGUAAGUCACACUUUGCAGAAUGCGUACAGGGCAGGGUUUGGCCCUGAAAUUUGUUUACACGUUAGUCGACUUGCCUUCCGCCUCCUUCUACCCUAACUGCAUUUUUAUAUUUUGUCAGUGUUUAGUCUAGGAACCAAAUAAAAUACAGUAUAACCAAAGUUACAGGAAAUAACGUGCCAUUUAUUGAGAGAGAACCGUUUGCCGUUCAGCUUGAAGCUUCUUGUAACCCUUGCAAAAUAGAAAUUUUGAUAUUUUCACUACGGAAGGAUUGGGACUGGGACGUUGGUUGGUGCUGACGGAUCCUCUCCAGGCCCGAGGAGUGGGACUGUUCACGGCAGUGGCCGGCGUGCUUUUCUGACCGCUGGGAGUAGCUGCCACCCCGGGGGGGGCACCGUCCAGGCCCUGCCGGGUGCUUUUCAUGUCCCCUGGAGAAGCGUAUGUGCUCUGUCGCAGUUGGCCGUUCAGAAGGCCCACAGCUGGCCUGGCCAGUGAGUCUUCAGGCAAAUUUUAAAAUCUUUUGGGGCUGAGUCUCCUGCAGAGGAUUUCAGGAAAUAAAGACAACGGUUCAGUCUAGGUGGUAAUUCUUUUCAUAAAACUUGGAGUGAUCUGUCCAUACAAACUGGAAUGUAACUGUCAGGAGUACUUCAGUCUCUAACAAAUGGAGGAUCUGGAACAGUGAAUAAAAUGCAUUCUAAA
Molecule: messenger RNA, 4516 nt
Organism: Pogona vitticeps (central bearded dragon)
Lineage: Eukaryota; Metazoa; Chordata; Lepidosauria; Squamata; Agamidae
Source: RefSeq, a predicted model, not a curated record